AUGGCGAAACAAGUUGCUAAGAAAGUGUCCAAGAAGGACUUGAAGAACAAGAAGCAGGAAAAGAAGGCCGUCGUGGAAGCAAGCUCAAGCUCUUCCAGCGACUCUUCUUCCUCCAGCGACUCUGAGUCUUCAUCUUCCAGCAGCGAUUCUUCCUCCUCGAGUGAAUCCGAGGUCGAAGAGAAGCCAAAGGUGAAGAAGGAGGCCAAAAAGGAGGCUAAGAAGGACACCAAAAAGGUUUCCAAGAAGGAAGUGGCCAAGAAGGAGGUGGCCAAGAAGGAGGAGUCUGCCAGCUCUUCCAGCUCUUCAGACUCCGACAGCUCUUCCAGCGACUCGGACUCGAGCUCUGAAUCCGAAGAUGAGGUUGAGGAAGCUAAGCCAAAGAGCAAAGCUCCAGCCAAGGCCGAGAUCACCGUCUCCAAGAGUGCUAGCAGCGGAUCCGAAUCUUCUUCCUCCGCAUCUUCGUCGAGCGACUCUGAAUCCUCUUCUAACGAUUCCGACUCUUCGUCGAGCGACUCUGAGUCCUCGGCCUCCGCCGAAGCUCCUUCUAAGAAGCGUAAAGCUGAAGAAUCUGCCUCUGAAGAAGAAUCCAAGGAUUCCACCCCAGAAGUCAAGAAAGCUAAGACUGAAACCUCCGGUGAACCAGCUACUCUUUUCGUCGGCAGACUUUCCUGGAGCAUUGAUGACGAAUGGUUGAAGACUGAGUUCGAACACAUUGGUGGUGUUGUCGGAGCCCGUGUUAUCUACGAAAGAGGCACCGACAGAUCUCGUGGUUACGGUUACGUUGACUUCGAAGACAAGUCUUACGCUGAAAAGGCCCUCAAGGAAAUGCAGGGUAAGGAAAUCGACGGCAGACCUAUCAACUGUGACAUGUCCACUAGUAAGCCUGCUGGCAACCCAGGAGCCGACCGUGCCAAGAAAUACGGUGACACUCCAUCUCAACCUUCGGACACUCUUUUCUUGGGUAACUUGUCUUUCAACACCGAGAGAGACAACGUUUUUGAGAUCUUCGCCGAAUACGGUGAAGUCGUUUCCGUGCGUUUGCCAACUCACCCAGAAACUGAACAGCCAAAGGGUUUCGGUUACGUCCAAUACUCUUCUAUUGACAACGCUCAAAAGGCUCUAGACGCUCUACAAGGCCACUACAUCGACAACAGACCUGUGAGACUGGAUUUCUCUACUCCAAGACCUCCUCAAGACGGUAACUCUCGUGGUGGUGCCCGUGGUGGUGCCCGUGGUGGGUCCCGUGGUGGUUUCCGCGGCGGUGCUCGCGGUGGGUCCCGUGGUGGAUUCGGUGGCAGAUCGGACAGACCAUCUGGAUCUGGUUCCAACUCUUCUCCAUUGGGUAGACCAAGACAAACCGCUUCGUUCGAAGGUUCUAAGAAGACCUUCGAUUGA
Messenger RNA from Lachancea nothofagi CBS 11611, 1395 nucleotides. The record is from the annotation of a GenBank genome assembly. NCBI's taxonomy places the organism in Eukaryota, Fungi, Ascomycota, Saccharomycetes, Saccharomycetales, Saccharomycetaceae.